AUGGGUGCUGUGGACAGGGAUGAUGUGGUGGUGGACGAGAGGUUGAGAGUGAAAGGCGUCCGUAAUCUACGAGUAAUCGACUCAUCAGUAUAUCCGACGGUUAUUAACGCCAAUACCAAUGCGGCCGCAAUGGUGGCCGGGGAGAAGGGGGCGGCACUUGUGUUGGAGGAUCAUCAUCAAGACUUGUUCAAAAUACUAUUACUGUACUGCAAAAUGGUUGAAGUAUCGACCCUAACAUAUACGAUCUUGAUGCUCUCAUGGAUUACUACACGACAAAUAAGACACGACAGGACGGCUUCACGUGAGACGUGGGAUAAUAGUUAUGACUUUGUGGUUGUGGGCACCGGUAGUGCCGGUGCUAUAGUGGCCUGUCGUCUGUCACACGAGGGAUACAGUGUUUUACUUCUGGAGGCGGGUGGGGCUCAGGACGCUGUGCUCACCGACACUCCGGGACUAGUCUUUCAUUCGCUCUUAGAUUCAAAAAAUCUUUGUAUAUAUUCUAACGAAAAGCAGCCAGAGUUGGGUCAGGCGUUCAUUAACGGACAGACCUCUGAAUUCAAGGGAAAGGUAUUGGGCGGCGGGUCUACCGUUAAUAACAUGAUAUACAACAGAGGGAACCGUAAGUAUUACGACAGUAUUGCUCGUGAUUUCGGUGCCAACGGUUGGAGUUUUGAACAAUUGUUGCCGUAUUUCAAGAAAUCUGAGAAUAAUACCGACCCUAAUGUCGAUCCCAUAUAUCACGGCCGCAGUGGACCGUUAGGUGUGUCCACACCACCAAAUCCCGAGCCAUUGCUACUAAAAUGGCAGCAAUCACUGCAUGAGUUGGGAUACCCUAUAAUUGACGCGAAUGGGCCGACACAGUACGGCACGAGUAUUAUGCAGUCGACUAUUAGGGAUGGACUGAGACAGUCCACUGCCAACUCAUACUUGGAGUCUAAUAUAUGCCCUCAACUCAAUAUAUUAACAAGGGCAUUUGUCACUAAAGUGCUUAUUGAGGGUCAGCCAAAUGCAGUCGGAGUGGAGUUCACAAAAGGGAACCGAGAAUAUCGUGUUCAGGCAACUAAAGAGACUAUUUUAUCAGCAGGUCCAUUUAAUUCUCCGCACAUUUUAAUGCUGUCAGGCAUUGGGCACCGGGAUCAUUUAGAAAAAUUCGAAAUAUCGCCAAUUUGGUCUGACCUACCCGUCGGUGAUAACCUACAAAACCACGUAAUACUUAUAAUAUCAAUGCCUGUUAGAAACGGUAGUCUAUUGUUACCCGGACCUCAGCCUAAUGUCCAGCAAUUAUAUGACUCCAUAGUGAGCCAUACCGGGCCACUCGCAACCUCGCCGUUAUCUUGUUUACAUUUUAACUCCAGUGUAAACUCGGACUGGACUUACCCGGACAUUAAUUUACAUGCUGCUACUGUUCCUGCUUAUGGACUGGGAUAUGAAAAUAUAUUUUAUUUGGCCAAACGUCCGGAGGAAUGGCGUCCAUAUAUGGAUACCGUUAUAAUGAAUGCCAACCUGGCAGUGGCACCGGUACUAUUCAGCCCUAAAAGCACGGGUUAUAUUAGACUAAAAUCACGUGACCCGAUGACAUUCCCCAUAAUCCAGCAAAACUUGUUGAGACACCCGGACGAUAGGCAGGCAUUUUUGGACGCCAUUUCCUACGCCUUCUAUGUGGUCGAGGAGACCUCCAUUUCAGAGCACGUGUACGUAAACCCCGAACCAAUACCCGGCUGUCAGUACUGUCCAGACAUACCGGUGUGGAAGUGCUCGUCGUACCACAAAUGUUUAAUACAACAAAUAGCUACAGCUUUUUUACAUCCAGUGGGCACCUGUCGUAUGGGUGCUGUGGACAGGGAUGAUGUGGUGGUGGACGAGAGGUUGAGAGUGAAAGGCGUCCGUAAUUUGCGAGUAAUCGACUCAUCAGUAUAUCCGACGGUUAUUAACGCCAAUACUAAUGCGGCCGCAAUGGUGGCCGGGGAGAAGGGGGCGGCACUUGUGUUGGAGGAUCAUCAUCAAGGUUAUAGUGAUAACAAAAUUCGUGAUUAGU
Messenger RNA from Oppiella nova, 2035 nucleotides. The record is from the annotation of a GenBank genome assembly. NCBI's taxonomy places the organism in Eukaryota, Metazoa, Arthropoda, Arachnida, Sarcoptiformes, Oppiidae.